Papaver somniferum (opium poppy) is the source of this 2904-nucleotide messenger RNA. RefSeq names its product probable methyltransferase PMT28. The record is from RefSeq and is a predicted model, not a curated record. Gene Ontology annotation, molecular function: methyltransferase activity. NCBI's taxonomy places the organism in Eukaryota, Viridiplantae, Streptophyta, Magnoliopsida, Ranunculales, Papaveraceae. Gene Ontology annotation, cellular component: endosome; cytoplasm; trans-Golgi network. The coding region runs from base 490 to 2655 and encodes 721 amino acids. The transcript has 8 exons.
UCUAGUACUACUAACCCAGUUGCGGAGGUUUAUUACCAGCUCAGACAAGUAUGGAGCUCACAGUGCUGGAAGAGUGAGACUAUUGGUCAGCUACAGUCAAACACCAAUCUGUGAGCUUUUUCUUUACAAAAACAUUCAAAUAAUCAAAUCCUUUGCUCUCUUUUUUGAAUUAUUGAAUUGUUUUUGUGUAAUUAAUAAUAAAAAUGAGAAAAAGUUGAUGCAGUUGGUGUAUAUUACACUCUACCCCCAAAUCAGCUGAUUAUUAGUUCUACCAAGUACCUCUUUUUCAUUUUCCAAAUCUGGGUACUUUACAAAAUUCCUCCUUUUCUAGUUAAAUCUUACUUAAUUUUUAUAUCAAUUCUUUACUUGCUUAGGAUCUACUGAUGUUUCUCAAUCUUGUGGGGAGGUUCAAAGUUUCAUAGAUUUUGUCAAAAUUCUUCUUCAUUUUACAGUUUGUGAUCCUGCUGCUAUUUAAUUGGAAUUCUGAAAAUGGCAAUAUCCAAGUUUGGUAAGAAUAUGAAAAGACCAUAUGGGUUUUGUGUGAAGAUGACAGCAGUAGCAUUACUGGGUCUUUGUUUUAUCUUCAUUUGGUCUACAUUUUCAUCAUCUUCUAAUUCUUUAACUUAUCAAAGAGAUAGUUUUGGUGAUAUUGCUGAACCUGCUGUAGCUAAUUACAAGCUAAGUUCUAAGAUUCAUCCUAAGAAGAGUAAACAUGAUGAUGGUGUUGGUAAUAAACAAGAGAAAGUGAAGUCUGUUUGGGGUGACAAAGAUAAGAAAAAGGACCAGAAAGUUGUACCUGUGAUUACCCAUCACAAAGGGAAGGAGAAAGAUAAGAAAAAAGUUGUAGAGGUGAUUAAGCCGAAAGAACAAGUUUCGGCGGCUUCGAAUAGUACUAUUGAGGUGGAGAAAUCGGACGAUGAGAAUUCGGAGAAGGAAAGUGAUGGGGAAGAUGAAAUUGAUGAUAAGGAAGGGGUGGAUGUUGAAGGAGAAAAUAAUGGGGAGACUGGAGGAGAAGUGGGUGUGGAAGGACAAGAAAAUAGGGAGAACAUUGAAGAUACUGAAAAUGCUGAAUCGAAAAAAGUUGGGAAGGUGAAGAAGAAGUUAGGACCUGUAUUUGAGUCGAAUGUGCAAUAUACAUGGAAAAUGUGUAGUGUUAGAAGUAAAUACAAUUAUAUGCCGUGCACCGACGUAGAGAGUUCUGCUGGGAAGUUGCAAAUUUAUAGGCAUCAUGAGAGGAGUUGCCCAAGAACGCCUCCAAUGUGUUUGGUUCCACUUCCUCCAGAGGGGUAUAAUACACCAGUACCUUGGCCUGAUAGCAAAUCGAAGAUAUUUUACGGGAAUGUGGAACACCCAAAACUUGCUUCAUUCAUCAAAACUCAAACUUGGCUCAUGCAGUCGGAAGAAUAUCUUACCUUCCCUUCAAACCAAUCUGAGUGGAAGGGUGGAGUUCUUCACUACCUUGAUUUCAUUGAAGAGAUGGUACCAGAUAUAGAAUGGGGAAAGAACAUUCGCAUAGUACUAGACCUUGGAUGUAUGGAUUCAAGCUUUGGGGCUACUCUACUUGACAAAGAGGUAUUGGCAUUAUCACUAGGGUUGAAGGAUGACUUGACAGAUCUUGCACAAAUUGCACUUGAGCGAGGUUUUCCUGCAGUUGUGAGCCAUUUUGGAACAAGAAGGCUUCCUUUUCCAAGCGGUGUAUUUGAUGUUAUACAUUGUGGGGAAUGCAGCAUACCCUGGCAUUCUAAUGGUGGGCGGCUACUUCUAGAAAUUAAUAGAAUACUGCGGCCUGGAGGAUACUUUAUUUUGUCGAAGAAACAUGACAACAUUGAAGACGAAGCAAAGAUGCUGGAUUUGACCGCAUCGAUCUGUUUUAAUAUCCUUGCUCAUAAAACUGAUGAAGUCAGUGAUUUGGGCGUUAAAGUAUAUCAGAAACCGGAUAAUAAUGCCAUAUAUGAGUUGAGAAGGAAAAAACACCCUCCCCUCUGCAAGGAAAAUGAGAAGCCAGAUGCAGCCUGGUAUGUUCCAAUGAAAACUUGCUUACACACCAUCCCAGCUUCCAUUGAGCAAAGGGGAACUGAAUGGCCCGAGGAAUGGCCUAAGAGGCUUGAAACCUUUCCCGAAUGGUUGGGCAACACCGGAAAGUUGGCUGCAGACACAGAGCACUGGAAAGCUGUUGUUGAGAAGUCGUAUCUUGUUGGGUUGGGAAUCAAUUGGUCAAAUGUCCGGAACAUAAUGGACAUGAAAGCUAUUUAUGGAGGAUUUGCAGCUGCCCUUGCACAAAAAAACGUGUGGGUGAUGAAUGUUGUCCCUGUCAAUGCUCCUGACACACUUCCUGUGAUAUACGAACGGGGGCUUUUGGGUGUAUACCAUGAUUGGUGCGAGUCAUUUGGGAGUUAUCCAAGAAGCUAUGACCUUUUGCAUGCUGAUCAUCUCUUCUCACGUCUUAAGAACAGGUGUAAGCAACCUGCGGGGAUCGUGGUUGAAAUGGAUCGACUAUUAAGACCCGGAGGUUGGGUAAUUAUAAGAGACAAGUCAGAGAUUCUGGAACCAUUGGAGGCAAUCUUAAAAAGUCUUCACUGGGAGAUGGUAAUGACAUUCACCCAAGAUAAGGAGGGUAUAAUCUGCGCACGGAAAACCACAUGGCGACCUUCUUAAACUUUCAUGUAAAUGAAGAAGUAUCAUUGAGCUUGCCACAUCAAAUUUCUACAUUAAUUGAAGGGGGAGAAGUAUUAGAGCUUGUGUUUCCCGCGGAACUUCGAUCAAACUACAGUAACUGAGGUAGAUAUGUUGUUUUCAUAGUAAAUUGUAGGAAACGCUGUAAUCUUUUACUUCCCAUUCUCACACUCAUGAGAAAUAUAUGAACAGCUUUCCUUUUCACAUCAAUGAAAAUCAUUUUUUCCACUA